Messenger RNA from Penicillium angulare, 1428 nucleotides. RefSeq lists its product as uncharacterized. Gene Ontology annotation, biological process: transmembrane transport. Gene Ontology annotation, cellular component: membrane. The transcript is spliced from 4 exons. Bases 1 to 1428 code for a protein of 475 amino acids. The record is from RefSeq and is a predicted model, not a curated record. Gene Ontology annotation, molecular function: transmembrane transporter activity. Lineage: Eukaryota; Fungi; Ascomycota; Eurotiomycetes; Eurotiales; Aspergillaceae.
AUGAUGGCUGUUACUAUGGACAAUGAUGAAUUCAAGGCGGAUGUAAUCGCCCUCGAGGAUAUCAAAGCAAGUGUUGAUAUUGAUAAUGAGAAGGGAAACCCAGAACCAAAUUACACUCCAGAGGAGCUCAAGAAUGUUCUUCGAAAACUGGAUUGGCACCUCAUGCCACUUUGCUUUUUGAUGUACACGUUUUCCGUCCUAGAUCGAUCAAACUUAGGCAACGCCAAGCUAGUUGGCAUGGAAGAUGACAUCGAUCUUUCCGGCAAUCGCUACGAGUGGUUGGGUAAUAUCUUCUAUAUUGCCUACAUCAUCUUUCAAUUCAACACACUCGGGUGGAAAAUAUUCAAGCCGCAUAAAUGGGUGACAUUUGUGGUCUCAUGGCCUGCCGAUUUUUUCUUGGCUGGGCCGAGACUAUGUUCGGUCCCGGUAUCCCUCUCUAUUUUUCUUUUUUUUUACCCUCGGGAACGGAUCGGCAAGCGAUUCGGUAUUUUCCUCGCUGGAUCUGCACUGGCCAAUGCCUAUGGAGGCGUUUUGGCUUUUGGUCUUGGACAUGUUCAUUCUAAGAUUUCGAACUGGCGUUUCUUGUUCAUUAUCGAGGGUGUCCCAACGGUACUACUGGCUCUCCUUGCUUGGUUCUAUUUGCCUGAUUCGCCCUCGACUGCUCGUUUCCUAAAUGCUCGUGAGCGGGAGGUUGCGCAAGCUUUUGCGAAUAGUCAACCUGGAGACUACAAGCACGAAGGCCUCCAGCUCAGCCAGCUAGGUGAUGCAUUCAAAGACUAUAGAAACUACAUAUUUGCGCUCAUGAAUUUCUGCAACAACGUCAGCUUUGCAUCUCUCCCUCUUUUCCUCCCAACGAUCGUUUCUGAGAUGGGAAGCUUCACUGAAGUUCAAUCCAACGGCAUCACCGCUCCACCAUACGUGCUAUGUUUUAUUCUCAUCAUCGUUGUCUCUCUAGUCUCGGACAAACUUCGUGUUCGUGGCCCCUUCUGUGCCAUCUUCUCACUCCUCUCCGCCGUGGGAUUUAUCCUCCUUGGCACGACCGAGACUGUUGGUCCUCGUUAUCUCGGAUGCUUCCUGGCAGUCUUGAUAUUUGUCACUACCUCCAUCGUGCUAGUCUGGAACUCAAACACAAACUCGACGGGAUCUAGCAAAGCUGGUGGUUUGUGGAUCAUGAUGACAGUUGGACAGUGCGGUCCUCUUUUGGGGACGAAUAUGUUUCCAUCCUCGGAAGGCCCUUACUAUCGUCGUGGAUCAUGGGUGUGCUGCUCUUUUGCUCUUUUGUCUGCUGUAGCAGCUGCGACUCUAAGUCUGCUACUUUGGCGCGAGAACAAACGCCGCGAUCGUAUCUACGGUCCUGUCCGCGAGGGUCAGCACGUUGAUAUGUCUUCUUCUGAGAGCCGGGAGGCUGGCUUGAGAUACAUCAUCUAG